Molecule: messenger RNA, 2899 nt
Organism: Macadamia integrifolia
Lineage: Eukaryota; Viridiplantae; Streptophyta; Magnoliopsida; Proteales; Proteaceae
Product: pentatricopeptide repeat-containing protein At2g27610-like
Exons: 2
Coding region: 736-2823 (695 amino acids)
Biological process (GO): RNA modification
Molecular function (GO): RNA binding; protein binding; zinc ion binding
Source: RefSeq, a predicted model, not a curated record
AAUUUUCAGUAGUUUUAUUUUCUAUGUGACCAACUUCAUUAGGGUUAGAAUUUGACUUGUUAACAGGAGAUCUUAGGUUAUACCCAUGAAUAAAAUUUAAGCUCAGUCUUAUAAGACUUUAUGCACCGACCAAGAAUUCCAUUGCUCUCAAAUUUAAUAACGCCUAUAUAGUUUGAUUCCUAUUUAUCCAUUCUAAGUUCAAAUGAAGGAGAAAGUUUUUCUUCACACACAAAGCACUAAAUUUAACACAAAUUUAAGGUCAUUAUUAUUCUCUUUUCUAGUGGAAGAUCUGAUAGCCUUCAAGCCAUUUGGGACACUCAUCCCACCCCUAUUAGCCCUAGCCCCACCCCAUCUGGCCCAAGCUUAGCUAGCUUGCAUAGUUUCAACUUCCAACUCAAAAGUUGAGAAUGAACAGUCAACUCCACCCCUGUGAAGAAGGGCUGGUUGUGUUGAGCACUUGAGCUCAUCAGCACUUGGAUCCUCUCGAGUGGAGAUAUACAGUACACCUAAGGUACACGGUUGACAUACAUUUCAUCGAGAUCCAUGUCGUCCAUUUGAACUUUAGCUACUAAAGCAGCAAAACAGCCAUCCGUUGGUCCAGGUUGGAACUUGUAUGUCACAUCUGAUGCUCCCAAAGUUUACAAUUCAGCAUCCAAUCUGGCGGAAGAGAAGCUCUCUUUCCUGCUCAAACGCCAAUCUAUUGACGUGAGAACCGUUCAUGGGCUCUCUCUGAAGAUGGGUUUUCUCCAAUCCAUCUUCCUCUGCAACAAUAUCAUCCACGCUUACUCUGAACGCAUCUCAAUUGAUGAUGCCCAGAAACUGUUCGGUGAAAUGACUGAACCAAAUGUAAUCUCAUGGACUAACUUGAUUUCUGGUUAUGCUCAGAUGGGGAAACUGACACAGGCAGUGGCCCUCUUUAGAAGGAUGCAAGAACACAACAAUGGAGAAGGAAAAGAAGGUAGAUGCAUUCCUAACUGCUUCACUUUUGGAAGCAUUCUUAAAGGGUGUACUCGUACAAAAGACCUGCAAACUGGGAUGCAAAUUCACUGUGCCACUGGUAAAUUUGGGUUUGAUUCUGACACAUUUAUAGCUAGCACACUUGUUGACAUGUACGCUAAGUGUGGGCAAAUUGAUAGCUCAUGGAGGGUCUUUGCUCAGGCCCAAGACAAAGAUGUGGUAACUUGGACUUCCAUGAUCACUGGUUUUGCCAACCAUAUGCAUCCAGAGUUCAAGAAUGCUGCAUUCAUCCUCUUCAAAGACAUGAUUAGAAAUGGGCUAUGGCCUCUAGGUAUUACCUUUUCCAGUCUAGUAAAGGUCUUCAAUGAACCAACAAGACUUAACCAGGCAAAGCAAGUACAUGGCUGUUUAGUGAAGUUUGGGAUUGAAGUUGAUUCUCAGCUGGGAAGUUCUCUAGUUGACAUGUAUGGUAAGUGUGAGGGAAUUGACGAGGCAAUCAAGAUAUUUUUAAGGCUUGAUAAAAAAGAUGUCGUAUCGUGGACUUCAUUGUUAGUUGCUUACUUGAAUAACAGGUUAUAUGUGGAAGCUAUCAAUGUUAUCCAUACGAUGGUGGUGGAGAAGGGCAUGGAGGUUCGAGAUGCUAUCUCAUGGAUGGCAUUGCUAUCUUCUUUCACACAGACUGGUUUUGGAGAAGAAGCCCUCUUCUUGUUUCAGAAAAUGCUUCUCACAGGUCUUAGCUUGCCUGUAUUCAUUAUCACCUGUGCAAUGAGGGCAUGCUCUACAAUUGCAAGUCUCUCUGUAGCCAAUCAGCUCCAUUCAAGGAUCAUCAAGAUGGGAUUCAGCAAUGAUCUCUCAGUCAGAAAUUCUCUUAUUACAAUGUAUGCAAAGUGUGGGGAAAUAGAUAUUGCUUUGAGGCUCUUUAAUUCCAUGAGUAAGAGAGACACAAUCUCGUGGAAUGCUAUAAUUGCAGCACUUUCACAGCAUGGCUUCGGGAAAGAAGCUCUUGAACUGUUUCACAUAAUGAAAAUGGAAGGCUUCCAGCCUGACGACUUCACUUUACUUGGAGUUCUAGUUUCUUGCAGCAACAUCGGUCUGGUCAACGAGGGAUAUGAAAACUUCAAAUCCAUGACCACGGAUUACAAUUUGAAGCCUAAAAUGGAGCACUAUGCCUCAAUUGUUAGUCUGCUUGGUCGAGCUGGUAGGCUUGAUGAUGCCUUGGUGUUCAUUAACUCUAUACCGUCUGAUCCUGACAUCAUGAUUUGGGAAGCUUUGCUUGCGUCCUGCAGGGUCCAAGGAAACAUAAAGUUAGUAAAAUUUGCAGCGGAGAAGAUCUUGCAGAUGAAGCCAGAGGAUCCUUCUGCAUAUAUUCUUCUGUCAAGCAUUCAUGCUUCAAUGGGCAUGUGGGACCAAAAGGCCGAUGUUUUGAUGAUGAUGAGAGAUCAAAAAUUAAGAAGGCAACCUUCUCAAAGCUGGAUUGAGGUUAAAGGAAUGACCCAUGUGUUCUAUAUGGAAGAUAAGUCUCACCCACUGACCCCCUUUAUAUACUCAAAAUUGGAUGAGCUCAAUACCAAACUGAAGGAAGCAGGAUAUGUUCCAAAUGUAAACUUGGUUUUUCAUUAUAUUAAACCAGAACAGAAAGAGUAUUCUCUCCUACAACAUAGUGAAAAGUUGGCACUGGCAUUUGGACUGAUAACUACUGUCAAAGGUUCUCCUAUCCGGAUCAUGCAAAAUCUACGGUGUUGUGGGGACUGUCAUGUUUUCUUUAAAUUGAUUUCAAAGAUUGAGGAUUGUCAAAUAGUGUUGAGAGACUCGAAUCGAUUUCAUCAUUUCUUUCAUGGAUCUUGUACAUGUAAAGAUUAUUGGUAGCCCAAUGUGUUCUAGCAUAUGUAUACCUUCAACUCCAGUAAAACAAAUAAGGGGUUUGUUUAACCCUGAUACUCCA